AAAAGCUUCACUUCGAUUCUUCUUGACCUCGAGCUUUUAUUUCUCUCAUUUUCCCACACCGCACAAAACUAUUCAAGAUGUCAGACACCCCUUCCUCAGACACCCCUCCCAAACGACGUGCUGCCGAUACCACCGCCGUUCCUCCUCAAAAAUCUUCCAAAAUGUCCGCGACAGCUCCUCCCUUCAAUCCUACUCGCCCUUUAACGAAAAAACCUGCUGCUUCAUUCCACGAUAUCGCCCAGGAAUUCAAGCCCAAAGUCAAAACUGAGGAAGUAGAGGACGCUAUGGAGGUGGAUAAGGAAGCGGAGGGUUCUGCGAGGGUUACAAAGCCUCUGCCUGGUGGGAAGAGAAACGUACAGAGGGCGGACUUUGUACCCGUCCAGGCUUCUGUGCCUAAGUCUACUGAGGACAAGGAGAAUACCAGAAGAUUGAUUGUUGUGCUUUCACAAGCUUGCCUCGAAGCAUACAAGAUUUCGUCUGGCUCGGCAGGCAAGAGCUCUGCAAAAGAAGCAAAGUACGCUUUAUUGAACUGUGACGACCAUCAGGGAAUCUUGGCCAAGACAGGUAGAGAUAUUGCCGAUGCUCGACCUGACAUCACACAUCAAUGCCUUUUGACCCUUCUUGACUCUCCUCUCAACAAAGCCGGCCUCUUGCAGGUGUAUAUCCAUACGGCAAAGGGUGUAUUGAUCGAGGUGAACCCUAGUGUUAGGAUACCGCGAACCUUCAAGCGUUUUUCUGGGUUGAUGGUUCAAUUGCUUCACAAACUUUCCAUAAGGGGUGUUAACGGUAGCGAGAAGCUUUUGAGAGUUAUCAAGAACCCUAUCACUGAUCACCUUCCUACCAACUGCAUCAAACUUACCCUUUCCGCCGAUGCCCCAACUGUUCGAUUGUCCAAGUACCUUAAUACUCUUCCUGAGUCCCAUUCUGUCUGUGUCUUCGUUGGUGCCAUGGCUAGAGGAGCGGACAACUUUGCAGACCAAUUUGUUGACCAAAAGGUCUCAAUCAGCGAUUACAGUCUUUCGGCGUCUGUGGCAUGUGGGAAGUUCUGCUGUGCGAUGGAGGAGAUUUGGGACAUUGUCUAAAAACCGGAGAUGCAAAUAAGAGCCACAUCCCAAAUAGGGCCUCAACGCAAUUUUGGGUUGUAGAGUUUAGAGAAGCGGAGACAUUUUUCUGAAGAUAAUGACUGAUAUCGGCAUAACACUCAUCUGUAUGCGUCUUGUUUGUAAAUUUAUAUGCAUUGAAAUUUUGAU
Messenger RNA from Cryptococcus deneoformans JEC21, 1250 nucleotides. Its product is annotated as nucleolar essential protein 1, putative. NCBI's taxonomy places the organism in Eukaryota, Fungi, Basidiomycota, Tremellomycetes, Tremellales, Cryptococcaceae. The record is from RefSeq and is a predicted model, not a curated record. Gene Ontology annotation, biological process: rRNA base methylation. Bases 78 to 1082 code for a protein of 334 amino acids. Gene Ontology annotation, molecular function: rRNA (pseudouridine) methyltransferase activity; rRNA binding. Gene Ontology annotation, cellular component: nucleolus; small-subunit processome. The transcript is spliced from 7 exons.